AUGGCGUUCAUAGCUCUGGUUUUCUCUGCUCUCCUGUGUGCAGCCCGAUGCAACCCAUUGGGUCUAGGUUCUACAACUGUAUGCGAGUCAAAUCCUAACUUCCUGGGAGGAUUAGGUUUAGGCGGACUCGGCGGGUAUGGCGGCCUCGGUGGAAUGGGAGCUACAACAGUCUGUGAAUCAACACCGAACAUGGGACUCGGCUUAGGCGGUCUGGGAAUCGGCGGUUAUGGACUUGGUGGACUAGGACUAGGCAGCCUAGGCUUCGGUGGUCUCGGUGGAGUAGGAUCCAUAUGUGAGACUGUGCCAAAUGUUGGUAUGCCAAUGGGCACUGCCACUGUAUGUGAAACUACGCCAAAUAUAGGAUUUGGUCUUGGCGGUCUAGGUGGUUUCCCCAUGGGGGGAUUGGGGCUCGGUGGCCUUGGAGUCGGAUCUGUCUGUGAGACGUUACCAAACAUGGGCAUGGGAAUGGGCGGACUCGGUGGAUUAGGUCUUAUGGGAUUAGGAGGCCUGGGAGGUUUAGGCGGUCUUGGUGGUCUAGGUGGUCUAGGCGGCAUAGGUAUGAUGGGAUUAGGCGGCCUUGGCGGACUUGGCCUAGGUGGUCUCGGUGGUCUCGGUGGCCUUGGAGCAACAGCUGUUUGUGAAUCAGUUCCAAAUGUGGGAAUGGGUCUUGGAGGCCUAGGUUUGGGAAUGGGUGGCUUAGGAAUGGGUGGCUUAGGAAUGGGAGGCUUAGGAAUGGGAGGCUUAGGAAUGGGAGGAUUAGGAAUGGGUGGUCUAGGUGGUUACGGUCUUGGUGGAAUUGGGGCGACAACAGUCUGUGAAAGUACUCCGAAUCUAGGUUUUGGUGGUAUGGGAUACGGUCUUGGUGGUUUGGGAGCUCUAGGUGGUAUGGGAGGUAUUGGCUUGAGUGGUCUUGGUGGCGCUACCACCCUUUGUGAGUCCGCUCCUAAUAUGGGUAUUGGUCUUUUGGGACGCCCUUUUUAUUAA
Molecule: messenger RNA, 984 nt
Organism: Arctia plantaginis
Lineage: Eukaryota; Metazoa; Arthropoda; Insecta; Lepidoptera; Erebidae
Source: the annotation of a GenBank genome assembly